ACGCGACGACGACGCGGCGCCGUGGACGGUGGAAUUGUUGGCCGCCGGGACGUCUCGACGACUACUUUUGUACAAUGAGCGGAGGAGUUUCAUGCCCCGUCUGCAAUAUCGUGGUCCAGGAAAAUUUCAUCAAUGAACAUCUCGACAGUGGCUGCAAAUCUCACAUCUACGAGCAAAUCGACGCGCCGCCCAAAACUCAAACACACAGCUUCUUCACACCUGCCAGUCGCAAACCUCUUGCUGUCCCACAUUCCCAACAUGGAAACCCUGCUUCAUCGCCGGCCGCUCCCACGCCCACCGCACACCGACCCAAUCGAUCCAACACGCCUCCGACAGGCACAAAACGGUCUCUAGAAUCCUCCGAUGUCCCAUCUGGUGGUGAACCGCAGUCACCAUCUGCAGGCAAGCGGAAGAGAUCAAAGGCAAUCGUCGAUGCCCAGCCUCUUGCUGAAAGGCUGAGGCCCAUGAAGUUAGACGAUGUCUUUGGACAAGAACUCAUUGGUCCUGGGGGAACUUUGCGCGGACUGAUGGAGGAGAACAGGAUACCGUCCAUGAUUCUUUGGGGGAAAUCAGGCACAGGUAAAACGACCAUUGCCCGGAUUCUGGCUCACGCAUCCGGAGCCAGAUUCCAGGAAAUCAACAGCACAAGUACAAAGCUUGAAGAAGUCCGCAAAAUAUUCGACCAUGCCCUCAAAGAGCUCCAGCUGACGGGUCGCAAAACUAUCGUGUUUUGCGACGAAAUCCAUCGCUUCUCCAAGACACAGCAAGAUGCUUUCCUGGCACCCGUUGAGUCUGGCACAAUCACUCUCAUCGCCGCCACCACAGAGAACCCGUCCUUCAAAGUCAUCAGCGCCCUCCUCUCCCGCUGCCGUACCUUCACCCUAAACGAUCUCUCUGAGUCCUCCCUCCUCCUCAUUCUCCAGCGCGCUUUAGCAUCCGAAAACUGCACCUCCCCACUCCUCGAUACCCCAAUGCUAUCCUACCUCGCCUCCUUCGCAGACGGCGACGCCCGCACCGCCCUGAACCUCCUCGAACUCGCAAUCUCCCUCUCCAAAGUCCCAGGCACAACGCAAUCCUCCAUAAAAGCCUCCCUCACAAAGACCCUUGUCUACGACCGCGCAGGCGACCAACACUACGAAAACAUCUCCGCCCUACACAAAUCGCUGCGCGGCUCCGACCCAGACGCAGCACUCUACUACCUCACACGCAUGCUCAAGUCCGGCGAAGACCCGCGCUUCAUCGCGCGCCGCCUCGUCGUGGUUGCUUCCGAAGAUGUAGGUCUCGCAGACAAUUCCAUGCUCUCCCUUACCACUGCUACGUAUUCGGCGUGUGAGAAGAUCGGGCUUCCGGAAUGCAGCAUCAACCUCGCGCACGCCGUCGUGGCGUUAGCUCUUGCGCCGAAAUCGACGCGCGCGUAUCGUGGAUUGAGGGCGGCGGAGGCGGCAUUGGGUGAGCCCGGUGUUGCGGCUUUGCCUAUCCCGCUGCAUUUGAGGAAUGCGCCUACAAAGUUGAUGAAGGAAGUUGGGUAUGCGAAGGGAUACAAGUAUAACCCGGAUUAUAGGGAUGGGAAGGUGAAGCAGGAAUAUCUCCCAGAGGGAUUGAAGGGCAGGAGGUUUUUGGGAGAUACAGAUUUAGGAAGCAUGGUCGAUGAGGAGUUGGAAGAGGAGGAGAGAGGGGAAAGUAGAGAAGGAAACCUGGAAGAGGAGCUGCCGGAGAGAGGCAAACAGGAGGGGUGGGAGGAAGUAGAUCAAAAGGUUGAAGGAGAAGAAGACAUGGAUGUUGAAGAUGCCGGCGAUGGCGAUGAUAGUCUCCAGCCUGAGUUGGAUUUCUAG
Messenger RNA from Periconia digitata, 1832 nucleotides. Lineage: Eukaryota; Fungi; Ascomycota; Dothideomycetes; Pleosporales; Periconiaceae. The record is from the annotation of a GenBank genome assembly.